AAGAGAGAGAGGGAGUCCAAACGCUUAAGACCAGUCUCUCUCCUUUUUUUUAAUAAUAUAUCUGUUAUUAAAUCCGAAUCCGAGUUUAGAUGAGGUAGAGUGAGCGAGAGAGCAGAGCACAGUAGGUGAUAAGAGGAGUAGAGCUUUUGGAUAAAUUGUUGUUUUGAUCAUUUUACUUUGAUGAAGGAAGAUCGCUCGAAAAUGGCGGCCAAGGAUGUGCAGCUGGAUCCACGCUCCGCCGCUAUUUCUGAACCACUUUCCUCCUCUUCUUCCUCUCCCGCUGCAUUCAACGCCGUCGUAUCUGCCGCGAACAAGUCCCGGAGCUGCGAAUCUACUUUGCCGGUCACUCAGCCGCCGUGUCCAGGCCAUGUCCUCGAGAACGUCCUGGAGAACGUGCUCCAGUUCCUCACCUGUAGACGCGAUCGCAACGCCGUGUCGCUGGUGUGCAGAUCGUGGUAUCGGGUCGAGGCUCAGACCCGAUUCGAGGUCUUUAUCGGCAACUGUUACUCGCUCUCUCCGUCUCGGCUCACUCGCCGGUUCAAGGGCGUUAGGUCACUGUUGCUCAAAGGGAAACCUAGGUUUGCUGAUUUCAAUCUCAUGCCUCCCGAUUGGGGAGCUCAAUUCGCGCCUUGGGUUGCUGCAACAGCCAUGGCUUACCCUUGGCUCGAGAAGGUCAAUUUGAAGCGGAUGUUUGUCACGGAUGAUGAUUUAGCGCUUCUCGCUGAGUCCUUUCCUGGGUUCAAGGAGCUUAUAUUGCGCUGUUGUGAAGGUUUUGGGACCAGUGGUAUUGCUCUUUUUGCUAACAAGUGCAGACAGCUAAAAGUCCUUGAUCUGAUCGAGUCAGAAGUCACCGAUGACGAGGUGGAUUGGAUUUCUUGUUUUCCCGAGGGUGAAACGCAUCUUGAGUCUUUAUCCUUUGAAUGUGUAGAAUCCCCUAUCAAUUUCAAGGCGUUGGAGGGGCUUGUGCUUAGGUCACCGUUCUUGAAGAAGCUUAGAACGAGCAGGUUUGUUUCCCUUGAAGAGCUGCAUCGACUCAUGGUUCAAGCAUCGCAGUUAACGAGUCUCGGGACGGGUUCGUUCAGUCCAAAUGAUGUCCCUCAGGGUGAACAAGAGCCGGAUUAUGCAUCUGCAUUUCGUGCUUCUAAAUCCAUAGUUUGUCUCUCAGGAUUCAGGGAAUUGACACCAGAAUACCUCCCAGCUAUCUCUCCAGUGUGUGCUAAUCUCACCUCUCUUAACUUGAGUUAUGCUAACAUAUCUCCUGACAUCCUCAAGCCCAUCAUACGCAACUGCCACAAUAUCCGAGUCUUCUGGGCUCUUGACUCGAUAUGCGAUGAAGGACUUCAGGCAGUGGCUGCAACAUGCAAGGAACUGCGUGAGCUUCGAGUUUUCCCUUCUGAUCCUCUUGAAGACAGCGAAAGCCCUGUCUCUGCAUUAGGCCUCCAAGCGAUUUCAGAGGGUUGUAGGAAACUAGAAUCUAUCCUCUACUUUUGCCAGCGGAUGACUAAUGGAGCUGUGAUAGCCAUGUCUGAGAACUGUCCCCAGCUUACCGUGUUCAGGCUUUGCAUAAUGGGUCGUUAUAGGCCUGACCACGUGACAGGAAAGCCAAUGGACGAUGGAUUUGGUGCCAUUGUUAAGAACUGCAAGAAGCUGACCCGACUUGCAGUAUCAGGAUUGCUCACAGAUGAAGCUUUUAGCAUUAUAGGAGAGCAUGGGAAAUUGAUCCGUACGUUAUCUGUAGCUUUCGCUGGGGACAGUGACAUGGCUCUGAGAUAUAUUCUCGAGGGUUGUCCUAAACUACAAAAGCUUGAAAUCAGGGACUGUCCCUUUGGAGAUGUUGGAUUGCGCUCUGGUAUGCAUCGGUAUCACAAUAUGAGGUUUGUUUGGAUGUCGUAUUGUAGGUUAACCAGGGGAGGCUGCAGGGAUAUUGCUCAUGCUCUGCCUAGUGUAGUGGCGGAAGUCUUUGGAUCAGAUGUUGAUGAUGACGACGACAAUGCGGAUUAUGUUGAGACAUUGUACAUGUAUCGGUCCCUUGAUGGCGCAAGGAAGGAUGCACCAAAGUUUGUAACAAUUUUAUGAAGAAAAACCUUGGUGUGUAUCUGAGGCUGAUUGCUGCAAAUGCAAAUGAUGCCAUUCGUGGAGAAAGCUACCAAAUCAGAAGAGACUGUGUUUGUAACUGUAAAUGCUUCAGAUACACAAAGCAUUUGAUGUGUUUUUUCCCCCUCUCUUUUGGGAAGAAAAGGUUAUGAAAUUGAAAGAAUGAAACGUCUAUUGUUGUUGAUUGUGUGGUAAUCAUGGUUUUUCCACAAACAUUACCAGAUUUAUUUACAGCCAUUUCACGAUUA
Molecule: messenger RNA, 2342 nt
Organism: Eutrema salsugineum
Lineage: Eukaryota; Viridiplantae; Streptophyta; Magnoliopsida; Brassicales; Brassicaceae
Product: F-box protein FBX14
Exons: 3
Coding region: 181-2076 (631 amino acids)
Biological process (GO): SCF-dependent proteasomal ubiquitin-dependent protein catabolic process
Cellular component (GO): SCF ubiquitin ligase complex
Molecular function (GO): protein binding
Source: RefSeq, a predicted model, not a curated record